AUGGCAGAGGAAUGCAAUGGGGAGGAAAAGGUGCUGAGAUCCCGCCCGAGGAGGGGCUCCAAACCCAUGCCAGGGUGCUCCAAGGAGGAAGGACCCACCCUGUGCCAGGAAGGCAGCCAGAGAUGUGGCCAGAGCUCUGAGCUGGUGGUGCAUGAACAGCUUCACAAUGGCAAGAAGCGGCACCAGUGCUCGGAAUGUGGGAAGAGUUUCUGUGCAAAGUCCAGCCUGCUCCGGCACCAGAAGAUCCACACUGGGGAACGGCGCUGUGAGUGUGGGAAAUGUGGGAAGCGCUUCAGAGACACCUCUCACCUGAUGAUCCACCAGAGAGUCCACACUGGGGAACGGCCCUAUGAGUGUGGGGAGUGUGGCAAGAGCUUCACUACGAGCUCCAGACUGAUUGUCCACCAGAGGAUCCACACUGGGGAACGACCCUAUGAGUGUGGGGAAUGUGGGAAGAGCUUCACUCAGAGCUCCAGCCUGAUUGUCCACCAGAGGAUCCACACUGGGGAACGGCCCUAUGAGUGUGGGGAAUGUGGGAAAGGCUUCAGAAAGAGCUUUCACCUGAAAGGCCACAAGAUGCUCUGCACUGGAAUCUGA
Messenger RNA from Prinia subflava (tawny-flanked prinia), 597 nucleotides. Its product is annotated as zinc finger protein interacting with ribonucleoprotein K-like. The record is from RefSeq and is a predicted model, not a curated record. Gene Ontology annotation, biological process: urogenital system development; regulation of transcription by RNA polymerase II; embryo development. Lineage: Eukaryota; Metazoa; Chordata; Aves; Passeriformes; Cisticolidae. The coding region runs from base 1 to 597 and encodes 198 amino acids. The transcript has a single exon. Gene Ontology annotation, molecular function: RNA polymerase II transcription regulatory region sequence-specific DNA binding; DNA-binding transcription factor activity, RNA polymerase II-specific. Gene Ontology annotation, cellular component: nucleus.